Molecule: messenger RNA, 1129 nt
Organism: Seminavis robusta
Lineage: Eukaryota; Bacillariophyta; Bacillariophyceae; Naviculales; Naviculaceae
Source: the annotation of a GenBank genome assembly
GCUGCCAUAAACGUCCAGGAUACGUCAUUUUCCUGUUAGCUUGAGCUUGACAUUUGGCGAAUUUUUUUUUAACGGAAACAUUCGUUGGUGUGCGCCACGCAUUGCUCCGGCUCGAUACCCUCUCGUAGCGCUGGUAGACUUUGCUACAGGUGGUUAGCAAAAGUCAGCAUUUUGCAGCAAACAUCCACCACCACCUCAGACUUCGUUCAAGCAGCCAUAAAAUCACAUGAAUAGAAGACCUUGUCUCUACAAUUCUUAGCUUUGUUUGCUCAUUCUAUCUCAUCUAAUCUCAUCUUUUAGUUUGGAUUAUCUACAUUGCCUCAUUCAAGAUGACCGAUUCUAACAAUACCGUGGACGCUACCGUGCAAAAUGAGCCUCUGACACCUGAGUCGACCGACAAUGAGAAUGUCAGCGUCAGCAACACCAAGAGCCUCACCAAGGCGUCGUUGAGGAAGCUCAUGGUCUCUUGCAUCGACUCUGCUCUGGAAGAACUUGGCCCUAUUGCCGAUAUUUCGGAAGAACAACUGAAGAAGAAGACCGCGGAACUCCCCUCUGUACUUCCUGACCUGACAUGCACCAACAAGGCUCCCAAGGUAGAAGCCAACUCGGCUCCAUCCUCUUCCGCCGCGGCCGAUCUGUAUGGCUAUGGACCGUCGUCUCCCGAACCCCAAAAGGCAUUCCCUGACCUUGAAGUGCGAGGCCGAAGAUCACGGCCUCGUUAUCAACGCCGAAACUCGGUCACCAAGUUCUCCUUAUGCAAUGCCCUCCAGCAAGUGCAGAAAGAAGACCGCGAAGGCAAUCUCAAGGUCCACCAGCAGCAACCUCCUGCGAUGAAUAUGUUGAUGAUGAAGAGGAGAAUGCCCGUCAUGGGAGGAGGAUUGACUCCCAGUCGUCAACUGUGGCAACACCUCUACGCUAAAAUUGAUGAGCGACCCAUGAAACGGACGGCUCUUGCCCUGGGAACACCCAUGCCAUCUUUGACACCAGUGGAGCUUCCUGCAGCCAAGCGUCGCCGUGGCAGUGCCGCUUAGAUUUGCUUGGGUGUCUUGUCUUGGUUAAUUGUGACGACACCAUGUCGCUUAUCUAUUUUGUAAUUCUAACUUCCUCUAGCACUUUUAUUGCCUACACC